Molecule: messenger RNA, 2181 nt
Organism: Hibiscus syriacus
Lineage: Eukaryota; Viridiplantae; Streptophyta; Magnoliopsida; Malvales; Malvaceae
Exons: 2
Coding region: 1-2181 (726 amino acids)
Source: RefSeq, a predicted model, not a curated record
AUGUUUAAGAAGCACGCUACAAGUGGAAAAGCUAUUGUUGACCAACCAAAAUCAUCUGAUCAGGAUCUCUUGCAUCCUCCAGGGUUUGAACCUAUGGCAUCGCAUCCUGUCGGGUUUACAUCUGGCCCCCAGCACCCACCAGGGUUUACACCCGACCCUUCGCAUCCUCCCGGUUUCACCCCAGUGCACAUUUCAGUUAGAUCGCCAGCUGUGCAAGAGGCUCACCCAGGAGUCUAUAUAGAGAAUCAACAAAAUCAUAAUGAGCCCGCAUUUCAAACCGAUUACCCAUCGGCUACUAAGGCAAGACCCAUUGAAUCAGGCGUAGAAGAGUUACCACCUGAUUUUCAGGAAGUCUCGGAAAAAGGAAGGGUUAACAGUGAUAUAACCCAGCAGUUGAAAAGCCUGGAGGAAAGAAUGAGAUCAGUAGAAGUUGAGCCAUUCUAUGGAAUGGUUGCUAGAGAGCUAAGUUUGGUGCCUGACCUGAUUCUACCCCCGAAGUUCAAAGCACCAGACUUUGAAAAGUAUGAUGGAACUACUUGCCCAUCAGCUCACCUCGUCAUGUUCUGCAGAAGAAUGGCAGGAUCCCAGAUCAAGUCAUGGAGAGACUUGGCUCGAGCAUUUUAUGAACAGUAUCGUCACGUCACCGAACUAGUACCUGACAGAUGGACAUUGCAGAACAUGGAAAAGCGACAUAAUGAAACUUUCAGGCAGUACGCCCAAAGGUGGCGUGAUGUUACCUCACAAGUACAGCCACCGUUGCUGGAAAAGGAGGCUACGGUUAUCUUUGUACAUACUCUGAAGGCUCCAUAUUUGGGGCAUAUGUUGGGAAAUGCUACGAAGAAUUUUGCUGACUUGGUUCUUUCUGGAGAAUUAAUCGAAAAUGCCAUUAAAAGUGGCAAGAUUGAAGGAGGUGAUGGGUCGAAGAAGCCCUAUUUCAAGAAAAAAGACAAUGAAGUGAGCCAGACGAGUACUUAUAAAAAGAACUACGCAUCCAGCGUCACGAUUUCGCAGCCUAAGACGGAGAAUACCAACACCCAUGAAAAUAGAUGGCAGAGAAGGGAGAAUACAAGACCGACUUUCUCACCAGUACCAGUACCAUAUUCAGAAAUCUACGCCUUGCUCUUGAAGGCAGAUUUAAUACGCCCUUACAAAUUGACUCCGAUGCAGCCACCUUACCCUCACUGGUAUAAUGCCAAUGCUCACUGUGAAUACCACGCAGGGAUUGCUGGGCAUGAUAUCGAGAACUGCCCAAUUUUUAAGAAGGUUGUACAAAACCUUAUCAACGCUGGAGAUUUGGAAUUCAAAACACCAGCUGUAAAUACUCACCCUAUGCCCAAUCAUGGGGGGCAAGGAAUCAACAUGGUCGAAGAAGGAGAGAUCAGGACGACCAAGAGAAAGGUGUCAGAAGUCAAAUCUCCCCUCUGUUGGGUGUUCAUGCAGCUGUGUACAUCGAGAAUGAUUAAGGGAAGUCCCGAAUCAAGGUCAUUGGAACAAGAAACAUACUGUGAACAUCACCAAACUAAGGAGCAUGAUAUCCAGAAUUGUCCUGAAUUUCGAGAAUUGCUUCAGAAAAUUAUGGAUAGUGGAGAAGUGGAAUUUUUCAGUAAGGAAGAGAAACCACGAGAAAUAGAUAUCUGUAUGAUGGAUGGCUCGGGAAGAAUGACGGGGACGAGAAAACCGAUAGUCAUCACAAUUAAUCCGGGACAAGAGAGAUCAUCGUCAACAACUCCAAGGGUGGUGAUUACAACUCUGUCCCCCUUCCCAUUCAAGGAUACCCGACAGGUUCCUUGGAGUUAUACAGCCAAUGUAUCAAUACCAGAGGGGUCCAAGAAAUCUGAAAGAACAAACGAGGAAAAUAAAUCAAGCUCAGAAGAAGUAGGUGAGGUGAGACAUUUCACACGAAGCGGAAGAUGCUACUCACCAGAAAUGUCCCUCGAGAUAGACAAAGGAAAAGCUAAAGCCAAAGCCGUCGUAAUGCCAAAAAUUUUCAAAGAAGAACCUCCACCGAUCAUUAACGAGCCUAUGACUGAAGCUCAAGGUCAUGAGUUUUUGAGGUUUCUUAAGCACAGUGAAUACAAUAUAGUGGAACAGCUUCACAAACAGCAGGCAAAAAUCUCAAUCUUGGAUCUUUUGAUCAAUUCCAAAGUACAUCGGAACGCCUUGCUAAAAGUGCUCAACUAA